AUGAGUACACUGCAUUCUCGGGGCUAUAGCAUUGGUUCUUUCCAUGAGGAGGACUUGAGGAGAAGCUCAGAAAAUUACUUCAAGGACUUGAGUGGAAGUGGAAGUGAAGAGGAUCAAUUGGGUAACAAAGAGUUGGGGCCAGCUUCUUUGAGAUCAGAUGUGAAACCUGCAAGCCUCGCUAAAGCUUCAUUAAGGGGAAGAUCAGUUAGAACAAUCAGACCAAGUAGACUGACCACUGAUGACAAGGUUGAAAAGAUGUGUGAUAAUGGUGGAGCUAUAUCUAUGAGGAAAGAUAUAAUUCAAAAUGGAGGAACCGACAAGAAGUUUUUUGACAAUGUAACUGGUAAGCUUGAUCUUGGCAAUUCCUUGCACAUGCCGAAGCCAACAAUUCCCAAGUAUCAGAAGAAAGAGAUGCAAGAAUUUCAUGGCAAUGUUGUUGCCGAAGAGUCUGAAGACGACUCAGAAAGUGAGGCCGAAAACUUUCUAGUAAGUUCAGAAGAUGAAGAUGCUGAUCCUCCUGCUGCUGCUGCUGCUACAUGUAACUCUGUCAAUGUUGCAGGACCAGACUCUGAGGUUGAUAAGAAGGCCGGUGAGUUUAUAGCCAAAUUUCGAGAGCAGAUAAGGCUUCAAAAAGUGGCAUCACUUGACAGAUCAAGAGGGCUAGGCACCAGUGGUAAUUGCUUUAGAGAUCAAAAGAUCAGCGAUAGCCACAUUCAAGGCUCUAUAAAACAGAGUUCUCCAAAGAAGAAGAAACAGGCAACAAGUUCAAAAGUUCAAAGUAAAGAAUACUAUCAUAUGGCGACACAAGCAGAACAUGCGACAAAUGGAAUCAAAAGAAGUUUUGGGUGCUCAAGAGCGAAGAAAGGAAUCUCAUCCAAUGCCAUUGUGUAUAAUACUUUAACAGGUGUUUUUUGUAUUUCCAACCAAGUUGAAGAAGCUGAAGGUCUCUUUGCUGAGAUGAAAUCAAAAGGCACAGCUGCCUGCCACCUUCAAUACUCUAAUGGGUGCACCCAGCAGAAAGUUGCAGCCUAA
Messenger RNA from Prunus armeniaca (apricot), 1032 nucleotides. The record is from the annotation of a GenBank genome assembly. Lineage: Eukaryota; Viridiplantae; Streptophyta; Magnoliopsida; Rosales; Rosaceae.